CAGAACAACCAGCCAGCAAAGUGUUGUUUUGUCUCGAACGAACGUCGCAACAGCUCCGUUUAUAUUGAGGAAAUACGAGUUCGGUCGGGGUGUGUGUUCGGUUGUGGUGAUUGUUUUUCCUCUCCCCAAAUCUCGUCCUAAGUAAGACGUGUGUCAACGUUCUACACAGCAUAGUGCCCAAGUUUAAUGCGUGUGAUGUGUCUGUGAGAAUUUUCGCUCGGGCUGAUAGCGGUCGCGGUGAUAAGGAGAAAAUUCUUGUUCGUUCCCCCUGCCCAGGGUUAGGGACUUAUGUGUUUCGGAAAUAGUUUGCAGCCAUCGUGCGGAAAUGCAACCACAGAUUAGCCGUAACGAUCUGGCCUGAAGCUCACGCUAACGGAGUCAACAAUUCCUCUACUGCAAGCAAUAUGAAUCACCUAUCACAGCAACGUUUCUACCAAAUCUCAACGGUUGCCGCCACGUUGUUACACUGCAGCAAAUAAGCAAGACUGAAUUACGUUUAACCAAAUAACAUACAGAAAUAACAACAAAUUUGCGUCUCCUGCCGGACGACCAGAUCAACUAGCGUGCACUAAUUGACGCUUCAUCCGUUCAGCAGCCCGGUGCAAAUCGCUCAACUAAGCAGUAAUCUCGAUAUGUCCUACACGAACGGUACCCAGAUGAAACCGUCCAGCGGUGCGCCCACUGGCACCGGUGGUGGUGGUACCGGUCCUCCACUUGGGCCACGGUUACCACCACCUGGACGCCCGCAAAAUUAUACAAUCUACAGCAAGGACUCCGAUCGGUUGCUUUGGGAAAUGCGGGCAACCCACCGGACUCCGAACACGACUCCGGCCAGCACCGUUCUCAAUUCGCCCGAUCUAACCGAUUUGGACAGCAAACUGCGCUAUCAACACAGCUCGCUGAUGCACCAUCACCAGAUCAAGGUCGGGCGCAGUCCGGUUGGUUCCGGAGGAAACAAUGAUAGCAAUAACUCUACGAAUCCCUCUAGCCCAACUCAGAUGGGCGGUGGGCUGGGAGCGAGUAUCCCAAGCGGAGGACAGCAGCAGUUUUCAUCCUUCUCGAUGCUCUCCGAUGGAGAAAUGGUCGUGUUCGACGACAUAGAAAAUGGGACUACUGGUGGGGGCCGCUGGAGAAUGAGCGACGAUCGAAACAUUCUCGGCAGUUCACCGGUGCCUUCGGAAAAUGAGGAUAGCUGUGGGUCCGGCGAAGGGCGCCGCGAUGGCGAUAUUGACGAACGAAAUUACUACGAUGUGGAUAGUUCGAAGAUCCAACGGAUUAUUGGUGGUUUGACGAUAGCGGAAUACGAGGGUUCCCCAAGGAGGUUCGGAAAUAUUGACCGUUACGAAAGCGACUCCGGUAGCGUGGUGAACAAGCCAUCCGGAAUGGCGAGACCAGGGUUUCCAAAGAGGGUAAUUUCGCCAUGUUCUUCGGAAACACACCAGCAGCGACCCGCAACUAGUGAAUCUAACUCGGAAUUGAUCAAUCUUAACGACGAUGAAGACUCGCGACUCAGUAGGAAAGCGGAUGAGAGUAAGUUCAACCUUUCUUACGCAGAAUAUUUUGCCUCUAACAAUGAUCUGGACGAGGGUGAUCGCAGUAACCCGACUCCGACUAACCUACUAACCGGUGUUGUCGAGAACGACGGUGGCGGAGUUGAUGAUUACUUUUUCGCCUACGCUUCCACUAACCGAAACGCUCAAAGCAAUGCCUAUGUCGGACAGCGGUUAGCUGCUAAGCCGCGCGACGGAAAUUUGGAGUGGGAAAGCGAAUCGGCUUCUCCACCCAAUAUGAACGAUUGUAGUAACGAGCAAGAUGAUCGAGACUCGAAUGGGACAAUCGGAGCUCAUCUCAGCAAUAGUUAUCCAUACUAUCAGCGUAAUAGCAAUCGUCAGUAUCACUAUGGUGGCAGUAAUGCAUCGCAUCAAACUGAAGCUCAUAAUCAACAGCACUAUUAUCAUUCUCAUAAUUCUCAUUAUCAUGGUUAUGGAGUUGGUGGUGGGGAAACACAGGACAUUGAACUGUACAUUGACUCUGGCAGUCGAAGCAGUGGUGGUGGAGAAUCGGAAACGGAUCAUCAUCUGCAGCACCACCACCAACAGCAUCAACAACAGCAGCAGCAACAGCAGCAUCAUCAUCAACAGUUGCAAGAUGACAGCAAGUUGAGAAAUUUCACCCUCUCUCCAGAAACAACCGACUACGAUUCCAACUGCGGUGAUCUAGACUCAGAGGUAUCGCUUCGUUACAUCGGCAAUGAAUACGGUCUUUCUGGGGAUUUAAAUGGUUUACCCGGACACGUAGGUGGGCAUGGGGAAACCGGAACGGACUACGCUCGGUUGUACAGCAGCAUGCCAAUUUUGGAGGACGGUCUAUCCAGUGGUCAUGCUUCAGAUAACGAGAAUAACCUACCCCUUCCCGGGUCCGGUAUCUCGAUCGUAAUGGAUCACCAACAAGCGAUUGCGGCCGGAGCCGAUACGGCGACUGACGGGGAACACGACACCAGUCACCAAUUUCUAUCUUCCAUUAAGUCGGCCUCAGAGCAGCUGCAGGAUGACGAAAAUCAGCACCUCGAUUCUUGCGAUGAGGUGCAAGAAGCAAUCAAGGACAUCAAGGCUGCUCUGCAGAAAACCAAAAUACUGCCUUCAACCGAAGGGACUUCAACACUGAACCCGGAUUUGGAACAAAUGUGUUCCGAUUCGCCGGUGUGGGUUCCAAGAUCCUACGAUAAAUCGCGAGAAAGUUUAGAUUCGGACCUCCCGGCAAAGCUACUCAGUGCGGAUGAGGAAGAAGCAGAUACGGAUUUGGAAACGGACCGUCUGCUCGGCCAGCAGCGGCUAGAUGAGCACGGAUUCGUGGAUGAUAAGAGUUGGACGGAACGGCCGAAAAUCCGCUCGGCCCGUUCACCCACGGUACCGCUAAUCAGCAAAAACCAUACCGCCAUCCGAGCUGGUCUCGGAACGCAACUGUCGGUCGAAUCACCGGUGAACAAUGUUGGCAUAACGAAUGUGUACGGUAAUGGGGGAAGCGUCAAGAUGGCGUCCCCCGGUGACGCGGAUGAUCUGAAACAGCUUUCGCCGGUGGUGGAGGCGUCCAGCCCUAUGCAUAAAAGUGAUCCAGACAAGAAGGGGAAGUCCAAAACGAAAGAGGAUCUCCUGGAUCCGGCAGUGCUCAUUGAGGGCGUACUAUUUCGCGCACGCUACCUCGGUUCUACUCAGCUGGUCUGCGAAGGUCAACCUACCAAGUCUACACGCAUGAUGCAGGCCGAGGAAGCCGUGUCCAGAAUUAAGGCACCGGAAGGGGAAUCCCAGCCCAGCACUGAGGUAGACCUGUUUAUAUCGACCGAGAAAAUUAUGGUGCUAAACACUGAUUUGAAGGAGAUCAUGAUGGAUCACGCGCUGCGUACAAUUUCAUACAUUGCUGACAUCGGCGAUCUCGUGGUGCUGAUGGCCCGACGGCGCUUUGUUCCACAGGAUGCCAGUGACACUGGGGCAGAUCCGGCAGCGGCCCUUACCAGUGCACAACAAUCAACCCUCAACAACAACAACAACAGCACAGCCACGGAUGGAGUUGGAGGUAGCAGUCCACCGCCGAAAAAAUCUAUGGCGCGAGGAAAUCGGACGCCCAAAAUGAUCUGCCAUGUGUUCGAAAGCGACGAGGCACAGUUCAUCGCGCAGUCUAUCGGCCAGGCCUUCCAAGUAGCUUAUAUGGAGUUCCUGAAGGCGAACGGAAUUGAGGAUCACAGCUUCAUGAAGGAAAUGGAUUACCAGGAGGUAUUAAACAGUCAGGAAAUUUUCGGUGACGAGCUGGAAAUUUUCGCUAAAAAAGAGCUGCAAAAAGAGGUUGUGGUGCCGAAAACAAAGGGCGAAAUUCUGGGGGUUGUGAUUGUGGAGUCCGGCUGGGGAUCGAUGCUACCGACGGUUGUGAUUGCGAAUCUGUCAUCAUCCGGAGCGGCUGCUCGCUGCGGCCAGCUGAACAUCGGGGAUCAAAUUAUCGCCAUCAAUGGGUUGAGCCUGGUGGGGCUCCCGCUGUCCACCUGUCAGGGAUACAUCAAGAACACUAAGAAUCAGACGGCUGUUAAGUUCACCGUUGUACCGUGCGCUCCGGUUGUGGAGGUCCGAAUCAAGCGGCCCAACACUAAAUAUCAGCUUGGUUUUAGUGUACAGAAUGGAGUGAUUUGUAGUCUACUUCGGGGUGGUAUAGCCGAGCGAGGCGGAGUUCGCGUUGGUCACCGUAUUAUAGAAAUUAAUAGUCAAAGUGUAGUGGCGGUGCCGCAUGAAAAAAUCGUGAACUUGCUGGCAACAUCGGUGGGUGAGAUUCACAUGAAAACCAUGCCCACUUCUAUGUUCCGGUUGCUCACUGGGCAGGAAAAUCCCGUCUACAUUUAAGCGGGAAUGUGAUACAGGCAACGGCAUUGAAAAUGGAUCAGCGAUCCGUAUAGGCGAAUAAUUCGGAACGAGUUACAUUAUAGUCUAGAAGAAGGGGGACAUUAUCGGAGAAGUUUUCGACGUGUUUGGCUCAGCGUUGACCAUUUCUCACCGGAUAAUGUAAAUUGUUAAGCAAAGACGCUUUAAUGUCGAUACAAUAAAUUUUUGAAGGCAAACCAAUAGAGGACGAAGAUGCUAGGUUGUUAUAUAAAUAAAUUAAAAUAUUCUAUAAACUUAAAACAAGAAAGGAACUUUGCAAAAUCUACCAUUGCGACGAGUGGAUUUCAAAGGGCAAGCUCCUCGGUGGAUCAAAAUUUCAAAACCAAUGCAAUGAUCAAACUCAGCUUGAAACAUCACGUUUUGAGGCCUAACCACUAAACUAAAAUUGCUAUACACGCGCUCUAACGCAAACCACGAACAAAACAACUCACUGAACGCAUUUAUCUUCCAAGCCACAUUUAGCAAUGGACUGCAUAGUUUUGCGCCAAAACUACUAAAUACUCUUUACAAGCAAAAAUGCCUAACUGUAGUCAUCAAAUUUCGGCACACAGAUACACACCAUAGCAAUCUGAAUCACAUCUCUAAUAUCUCUCAAAUAGCAACAGAGUAACUUUGAUAACAAACAGGAAACAAGAGUUCACGGUAUAGGGCAGAACAGAAUCAAUCGGAGAACAAAAUGUAAACAAAGAAGUAUUUAUUCUUAGUAAAGUAAUAUAAAUACGUAUCGCGCAGCGGUGCCUGCAGCCCGCAGGAGCAUAUUUAACAGGGACAAACAAGUACGCUAGAAACGGCAGAUUCAUACUGUCGAGACUCUCGUUUUCUUUUUUCGGUGUAAAAUCACCUGUUACUAAAACAAAAUAGUGGCGAGCAAGCGAAUAAAGGAAUAAUAGUGGAUGGCAAUUUAAAGAGAAACUACAAUGUAUGUUAUACAAACAAACAAAAACCAAUGAAAAAAGCAAACUGAAAGAAUAAAUAUUUAAUGUGAUAAUAAGCAAGUAAUCAUCCCAAAACAAUCAGCAGCAAGAAAAAAAAGGUUGUUGAGAAAAAAAAAACAAUAUUGAACGAAAACAAAUCGCUAUAAAGUCGAAGCAAUCA
Molecule: messenger RNA, 5516 nt
Organism: Wyeomyia smithii (pitcher-plant mosquito)
Lineage: Eukaryota; Metazoa; Arthropoda; Insecta; Diptera; Culicidae
Product: amyloid-beta A4 precursor protein-binding family A member 2-like
Exons: 11
Coding region: 633-4382 (1249 amino acids)
Biological process (GO): chemical synaptic transmission
Cellular component (GO): dendritic spine; plasma membrane; cytoplasm
Molecular function (GO): protein binding
Source: RefSeq, a predicted model, not a curated record